This is a messenger RNA of Phyllostomus discolor (pale spear-nosed bat), 1230 nucleotides long. RefSeq names its product RALY RNA binding protein like (gene RALYL). The record is from RefSeq and is a predicted model, not a curated record. Gene Ontology annotation, molecular function: RNA binding. The transcript is spliced from 7 exons. Gene Ontology annotation, cellular component: nucleus. NCBI's taxonomy places the organism in Eukaryota, Metazoa, Chordata, Mammalia, Chiroptera, Phyllostomidae. Bases 1 to 759 code for a protein of 252 amino acids.
AUGGCUGGAACCCCAAGGGAGCUUGCAGGCUGCUGGAGCAGGGCAUUUACCAGAUUGGCGCCUUUCCAGAUUCCACCAGUUUGCACCCUGCCAGCCUGGGUCAAAGAGCGGUCCGGGGCCGAGCCUGUGGAGCCUGGGAUGUUCAGGACCCGAAAUCACCAGAGCGCACGUGCCUCCUUCUCACUGCUGGGCCCCACUAGCUUCCCCAAGGCCACCUUCACCGGAGGCAACAGCCUGCUUGUUGGUUACAUCUUUGACUAUGAAUUCUACAGAGAUGACUUCUACAAUCGGUUAUUUGAUUACCAUGGCCAUGUUCCUCCACCUCCCCGUGCAGUCAUCCCACUGAAGCGCCCCAGGGUAGCUGUCACAACAACACGCCGGGGAAAAGGAGUCUUUUCCAUGAAAGGGGGAUCAAGAUCUACCAUCAGUGGUUCCUCUUCAUCAGGCUCUAAAUUGAAAUCAGAUGAGUUACAGACAAUCAAGAAAGAGUUAACGCAGAUCAAAACUAAAAUUGACUCCUUGCUAGGGCGCCUGGAGAAGAUCGAAAAGCAGCAGAAGGCAGAGGCAGAAGCUCAGAAGAAGCAAUUGGAAGAAAGUAUAGAGCUGACCCAAGAUGAAUGUGUGUCAGAAAAUGCAGAUCAUCCUACAGAGGAGCCUGCUGAAGGAGGGCCAGAUGUGGAUGGAGAAGAGAUGACUGAUGGGAUAGAGGAGGACUUCGAUGAAGAUGGGGGUCAUGAGCUGUUUCUACAGGUAAAGUGAUCUGAAUUGAAUGAUGCAAACACAAAAGAGAAACUCUGACAACCCCCAGAAAUGUGAAAGGAGGUUCCUUACUGGAUAGCAGCAUCUUUGGCUCAAGUUAUAUAGAUACCCAAAUAAAUAAUAAGAAUGGUAUUAUUCGAUCUUAGAAAUUUUAUUUCUUCUAUGUUCUAAGCUAUAUAAUUGUCAGGUUUUUAUGGUUUAGAUUGUAAAUGUGUGUUUCCCUUUGCUAAUUAUGCUUGGAGUUUUUUUUGUCUUAAAAUGUGAAAGAUAUUAUGAAUAAUAAGGGAGACACUGUAAACAAAUGUAUAUUUGUAAAAGCUAUUUUUAUGACUAGCAUGUUUUACCAUUGAUCAUAUACAAAGUCAGGUGAUAUUGCAAUUCUAUGUUUAAAGCUUAUUUCCAACAAUGUUAUGUAUGAAAAGAUACAUCAUAUGCUAGUUUUUGUAAUUUAUUUUUAAUUUAUAGUAUAAA